GUCGGUAUCUGCAGGCUUCUGUAUACCUAUAUAUAUAUAUAUAUAUAUUGCUUUACUCGCGUAAAUAAAGAAACCUGUUUAAUCAGAUAAUAAAUAAACAACGAUCAGUUGAAUACCAAGGCAUAUCCGAUGUAAAAUUUCACGCUCUUCAAGAUGGUGGUAUCCAUUUUUCUGCAGCUACCACUGUUUUCGAGAAAUUGAUGAAAAAUAUAUAGUUUUGCUGUUUUUACCCCCACCCCGGGUACUUAUAUGGGGACUGCAAUUUUACGUAAAUGUUUUGGGCAGGCUAAACUUACAUAUACUCAAAAUGCAGCUCUUCUAUUGAAAAAGUGUAUUUCGAGCAGAUUUUGACUGGAUUCUGCCAUUCCGUCCUUACACAGUGUACUUAUUUAAAACUUUUGUAUAUGUAUAGCAUGAAGUAAGAGAGAGAGAGAGAGAGAGAGAGAGAGAGGGAGAGAGCGAGAUGGAUGGAAAGGAAAGGAGAAGAGCGAGAGAGAGAGGGCGGAACAAGCAGACAUUCUCCCAACGGCAGCGUGCAUUGCAGUAUACAGCUUUGGUACAGCCGCGGCGGCGGGACAUCAGAAUUCGCGGGAAACGCGUCGUGUACUAGCAUUUACUGCUGCUACAGCUUCCAAGAGCACGUCAUCCACGAAGGCAGCCGCUGACAAGAGCAUUUUUGGUGAUAGCGUUCUCCUCGCUCGAAGAUCCCAAAUUUUGGACGGUAUUCUAGACGCUUGUAAGAGAAAACACGAAAGGAGGUUAUCCUACUGUGUACUCUUGAUUCUAACAAACGAUGUAUUAACUAUAGCUGGUUGUGACCUGUUCUCGUUGUGGGAGAUGAAUGUGAGAGGUUAACAGUAAACUCCUGACUGUAUUUUAUAGUUGGUCUACAGUUUAGGGGAUUAUGUGUGGAGACAGUGUACUGACUUCGAACAAUGGAUAUCCUCGAGGAAGAUGCUGCCAGAAAGAAUAAUGACUCUACAGCCGAAGAACUGAUUGGAAGUGUUGCCAAGAGUACUGACAAACCAUGCUCGCCGUCUCCUAGACCCCUGGGCACCAGUCGUUAUGGCAGGCUCAUUAAACCUAAGUCUCCUAGCAAUGUAAUGCUUGACUCUCCUAAGGCAUGUAUUGCUUAGAUGUUAUAUUGUUCAUGACAAUAGACUGAGGAUUAUAUUCUACGUCUGCGUUUGUGACCACAAAAGACUGGCCUUCGCUUUGUAGUUGUGUACAAUGUGUGGUCUGUAAUAUCAUUAGCAACAGGGGACUCUUAAUUAGCGCAGGACACAAGAAUCAUCUGGGAUAAAUUAUUAGAAUUUAAAAAUGCCAAAGAACUCAAAGCCAGAAGCCUCCAUUGAAGACGAAUGCACCAAAAUGGACGAUACUUCAAGUGUCAUGGAUGAUACCGUCAACAACAGCCUUGAUUGUAGCUCCGUGGGAGUUGAAGAAGACAGCAUCAACAUUGAAGAUCUUCAAUCGCAAUGUCCAUGGACUUUGGGACAAAUUGUUUGGUCCAGAAUUGGUACCUAUCCAUUCUGGCCAGGCAUUGUCACAAUUCAUCCAGAAACAAUGACAUACGUAUCAGAAAGAGUUGUAGGUGUUGCAAAGUCAAAAGUUCGGUCUGUGCAUGUCACAUUCUGCGCAGAUAAAGGAAAACAUAGUUGGGUAUCUUUUGGAAACGUUAUACCUUUUCAUGGAAUUGAUGACUUUGAAAAACGUAAAGAAGAAAUAACUCCUGAAAUAAAAAAGAAAGAUCCAAAGUACGCUGCAGCAUUUGUGAUCAAACCCUCAAUGAAAUUAAAAUGGGAUGAUGCAGUUGCCGAAGCAUCAGGCUUAAUGGCUAAGAGUCCGGAAGCAAGAAUUGAAAUUUUCAAACCAAAAAAUAGCAAAAACAACAGUUUAUUAAACAAAUCAGUUAAAACAGUUGAUCAAUCAGAAGAAAACACUAAGAAGAGAAAGAAAACUUUUACAGAUGAUGAGAUUUUGACUAAAAAAUCCAAACAAGAGAUUGAAGAAGUAGAAAUUUUAGAUGAAAGGUUAGAUAAUAAAUUAGGAAGUCAUUUAAAUUUGGAAACUCCACCAACUCCUCCAUCAAGCCAUAAAGACUCCAGUGAUGAAGGUGCCACAUCAAAGAAGUUCAAAAAUAAAAAGCGAUCAGGAAAGUAUGGAGUCUUCGAAGUAUUUUGCGAACGCAAUAAAGAAUCAGCAGAACAGUUAGACCCAGACGCGUCAGAAGCAGACAUUAAAGCAUAUUUGUUAGACUUGUGGGAAAACAUGAGCAGUCAAGAGCGCAGUAAGUAUAGGGCGGAUUACCUCCAAAGCGAUGAGGUAAAUUUAUACUCGAUAGAUGUGGAUGAAGACGAAGAAGAUGAGGAAGACGAAGAUGACGAUGAAGAUGAGGAUGAUGACGAUGACGACUAUGAUGACGAUGAAGAAGCUGAAUCCGAGCCUGAGCCUGAGAAAUUAGCAGUUGUCAACAGGAGGCAAAGAACAAAAGGUCAAUUAAAAAUUGAUGAAUUUUUCAGUCACGAGGAGCCUUUGGAAAGAGCUACAAGAAGACAAAGAUCAAAAGCAGGCCUUAAUACAACCAAGGAUGAGUUUUCAGAUCAAGAAGAAGAGGAGAGCACCUCUGUGGAAUCGGAUAAAUCCGUAAAGAAGCGAAGGACGAAAGAAAGACGGGAAUCCUCUGAUCAGGACGACGUUAUAUCCAUAGACUCGGGAGAUGUACCUGUGAAAAAGGGAAGGUCCAAAGUUGACAAUGAAAGUUCAAAAGAUUAUCCACCCUCUUUAAUGAUUGAUACGGGCAAGCGACAUCGACCCUACAAACUUUUCAAGGGCAUGAAGAACGAGCGAGUUUGUCAGAUCUGCGAAAAAACGGGUAAGCUCAUUCGUUGUCGAGGCCCUUGCCAUUCGUACUUCCAUCUAGCAUGUGUAAAGCCAGGCGAGUCAAGUCCUGAGCCCAGCGAAGCUGGGGACAUCGAAGAGAACAACGCCUACAAGGAAGAUCUCAAAGAAAUCAAGGCAAAAUCCAAGGAGAUCCAAGAGAAAGAGGAGGCUGCCUUUGACUACGAUAACUUCAAGUGUAUCGACUGUCUGUCUGGUGUGGCGCCGCCGUGCUUUGUCUGCCAUGAGCGUGAUGGCGAGCGCACCAAGUGCUCGAUACUUGCCUGCGGCAAGCAUUAUCACCCGGACUGUCUUAAGAGUUGGCCUCAGUGUCAGUGGCAGGGCGGUCGACUAACCUGCCCUCACCACAUCUGUCACACUUGUGCUUCCGACAAUCCGCAGAAUAGUCAUCCAAGGUCGGCCGGCGAGAAGUUUGCGAAAUGCGUGAAGUGCCCCUCGACCUAUCACGCCUCUAUCUCCUGUUUACCUGCUGGUUCGACUAUACUGACUGGGAGUCAAAUUGUCUGUCCAAAACAUUACAAAUCGUCGCAUCCACCUGUCAAUGCAACUUGGUGCUUCCUAUGCACAGAAGGCGGCAGUUUAAUUUGCUGCGACACUUGCCCAACAUCGUUCCAUUUAGAAUGUUUAGGCAUAGACGCACCAGAUGGUGGCUACAUUUGCGAAGAUUGCGAGACUGGAAGAUUGCCGCUUUAUGGCGAGGUUGUUUGGGUUAAACUUGGCACUUAUCGAUGGUGGCCUUCAGUUAUCUGUUACCCACAAGAAAUUCCCACGAAUAUUGCUACGCGACCGCACAAAGCUGGUGAAUUUUGUGUUAUGUUUUUGGGUACGAGGGACUACUAUUGGAUUCACAGGGGAAAAGCUUUUCUUUACCAAGAUGGGGAUGCCAAUACAAAGGUAAUAGGUUCAAAGAAAGUGGAGGAAUCGUAUAGAAAAGCUUUACAGGAAGCAAAGCUUUUCCACGAACGUCUUGUAUAUGAAAGGGCUGUAGCAAAAUGCCGAGGCAGCUCCAAAAGUCUCAAACCACCUCCUUACGUAAAGCUUAAGGUAAACAAGCCCGUUGGAAACGUGAAGGUUCCCGAAGUCGACAGUAUGGUCGCAUGCGACUGUAAUCCCAACCAACCAUAUCCGUGUUCACCUGACUCGGACUGCUUGAAUCGUAUAUUGAUGAUCGAAUGCAGCCCGGAUACUUGUCCAGCUAGUACGAAGUGUCAGAAUCAGCUUUUCGUACAGAGAAAGUAUCCAGCUAUGAAGCCUGCUCAUACAGAAGAACGAGGCUGGGGACUUGUAUCUCUUGAACCCAUAAAGCACGGACAAUUCAUCAUUGAAUACGUGGGAGAAGUCAUCGAUGAAGCGGAAUAUAAGCUUCGAUUGCAACAAAAAAAGGAGAGAAAAAACGAAAACUAUUACUUUUUAACUAUAGAUAAUUCUAGAAUGAUAGAUGCUGAACCAAAGGGAAAUUUAAGUCGGUUUAUGAAUCAUUCCUGUCAACCCAAUUGCGAAACACAAAAAUGGAAAGUCAAUGGUGAUACCCGAAUUGGACUGUUUGCCUUACGCGAUAUUGAACCUGGUGAAGAGUUAACUUUUAAUUACAAUUUAGCUUGUGAUGGGGAGACGCGAAAGCCGUGUCUUUGCAAAGCUCCCAAUUGCAGCGGUUUUAUAGGUCUGAAAGUUCCUAAGCAACAAAUGAGUUUAGUACAACAAAAGAAAAUUGAAAAGGCUGAAAAAGUUAAGAAACAGAGAAAAAAUAGUAAAAAGGUUUUAUUAAGCUGUUGGAAUUGUAGUCAAAAGAUCGAUAAUCCCGACGAUGCACAUCGAUGUGACCAAAAGACUUGUGGCAAAGUUUACCACGCACAUUGCAUUGCCAUCGAAGACGGCCCAGAUCAUAUUUUUCAUUGCCCUUGGCAUUUCUGUGCCGAAUGCUACAAGAGAACGUCAAUACGAUGUAGUUAUUGCUGUAAUGCAUUUUGUCAGCUUCACGUAUUCGGCAAUUUACGUGAGGAUCCCGAGACUGCUAACUUGAUAUGCUACAAUCAUCAGACAGAAAACGGAGACUACAUCGAUUUAAACCUGGGUGAACCGGGUGAAGCUCUCAUGGACGAUGAUGGCGAUGACGAUGUUGUGAUCAUCAAUGAUGACUACAAUAGCAUGGAAACGUUUUGUGAUGAAGCUCUCGAGGAGCCGUUAGAGCCUCCACCGCCACUAAUACCAUUAGCGGCACCGCCGUCACUCAUGCCAGUGGUUAUGGAAACGCCUGCAUCUUGUUCUGUGCAACCCGACGAGAUUUCGCCAAGGGGCGCCAUCGUCGAGGUCCACGCGAGCAGCGAAGAAGGCGAGGAGGAAGAUGAGUCGUCGUCGCAAAAGGAAGAUGACGAGGAUGAGACGGCCAGUAAUAAAAGACGCCGCAGGAGACGUCAGCGAAGGAAACAGAACGCGGCCGAGAGCGACUUCACCCUCGACCAGAUAGCGGCGAUCAUCGGCAUCGUCAAGUGAGCCCGGCGUCUCACCGACUCGCUGCUCCAGCCCAAGCGACAUCGGAAGAAACGCCGCCGCACUGAUUCCGAAGCGACUCUUGAUGCUUAGGGCACAUGUGUAUGGACUGUAUAAUCGGGCGUGUGUGAUCUUGCACGGCUUGCGGCUUGUCGAGUUUGCGAGAGAUGAAUUAUUUUAUUUAUUCGGAAUUCUGAAUCGACUGUGAAGAACUAUUUAAUUUUAUUUGUGCGUCAAGUUGUGAGUGUGUUUUAACGCCUCGCGGUUUUCGUGUGUAUAUUUUCGUUGACAAUAUUCGAGUAGGCUGGCUGUAAUUAUGAAACUCCGAAGCCGUACAGUCACCCCCGUGGAUCUCUAUCUUUGUAUAAUAUGUCUUUAUAAUGCUUCGGUGCGAAAAAAUUCCUGUUUUUGAAUCUCUAUUAUGUGUAAGUCCAAUCGAAGAUCAUGGUAGUCAUACGAAUAGUAUUGUAGAGGAAAUAAAUUUUUAACUUGUAUUUGUAUACCUUGACGUGGUCGAAGAAACGGAGAACUGAAUUUAAUCUAUUUAUAUAAAUGUAACUGAUUUUUAAUGUAUAGCGGAUGAUUAUUUUUUUUUACUCAGACGAGAAUGAUUUUAACUGUAAGAUCAAAUGCACAAAUAUCUGAUAUUGUAAUAUACGUUUUUCUCUUGGCAGAUGAACCGCGGUAGAGUUUUAUUUUAGCUUUUCUUUUAUUGACAAUUGUGAUGGUAUUGAUUUUUAGCGCACUAGCGUAUGCGACAAGUGUUCAUCUUCGUGCUUCUUUGUAAUUUGAGACUGACACUGAUUUACCAGACAUAGCGUUUUUUAUUUAAUCUCUUUUUUUACAUAAGUUCAGUGUACAAGCGAGCGUGACCGUUAGGUUUGAUCGAUGUGAGUGUCAAAAAGAUUAAUAUAAUUUUAACUAUGUAACAUUAUAUUAUUAUAUAAAAAUAUACAAUGCACAUUAUUACAACACACA
Messenger RNA from Nasonia vitripennis (jewel wasp), 6366 nucleotides. RefSeq names its product probable histone-lysine N-methyltransferase Mes-4 (gene NSD). Gene Ontology annotation, molecular function: histone H3K36 methyltransferase activity; protein binding. Gene Ontology annotation, biological process: regulation of DNA-templated transcription. The transcript is spliced from 10 exons. The record is from RefSeq and is a predicted model, not a curated record. Lineage: Eukaryota; Metazoa; Arthropoda; Insecta; Hymenoptera; Pteromalidae. The coding region runs from base 1321 to 5391 and encodes 1356 amino acids. Gene Ontology annotation, cellular component: chromatin; nucleus.